Messenger RNA from Nothoprocta perdicaria, 2280 nucleotides. RefSeq names its product cadherin related family member 4 (gene CDHR4). Gene Ontology annotation, molecular function: calcium ion binding. Gene Ontology annotation, cellular component: membrane. NCBI's taxonomy places the organism in Eukaryota, Metazoa, Chordata, Aves, Tinamiformes, Tinamidae. Gene Ontology annotation, biological process: homophilic cell-cell adhesion. The coding region runs from base 1 to 2280 and encodes 759 amino acids. The transcript has 15 exons. The record is from RefSeq and is a predicted model, not a curated record.
AUGGCUGGGAGCAGCGGGAGCCAGUGCCUCAUCGAGGAGUCCGGGACAUGGCUGGGAGCAGCGGGAGCCGGGUCUUUUGCCACAGCCCUGCUCGGCCUGCCGCGCACCGUCACCGUGAGCGAAGCCGCGGCGCCGGGCACCGCUGUGGCUGACGUGCCCCUGCUCUGCGGCAACGCGAGCGGCGACCCCCGGGUGACGCUGGCCCGCGUCGAGCCCGGCAGCCCCGUGGACCCCAACGCCACCGCACUCGGGCCAUUCAACCCCGCGGCCGUCAGCACCAACAACACGCUGCCCGCCAUGUUUCGGGCUGAGGUAGAGCGCGGGGCAACGGGGCAAUGCCCAGGCCAGCCGCAGGCAGGGGGCUCGGCGGGGAGCCCCCGGGUGGCGCGCGCCCCGCUGAGCCCCGUGCCGCUGCGGCAGAUCUCGCUGCGCGCGGCCGCCGCGCUCGAUGCCCGCCGGGUGAACCAGUACGCGCUGACGCUGCGGGCCGCCUGCCGCGGCGAGGAGGAGGCCGAGGGGCAGCUCUUCGUCAGGGUGGCGCCGGCGCUCCGCUGCGCCACCAGCUUCACCAGCAUGGAAGGAGACACGGUGCAGGUGCCAGCCGAUGUGGCGCCCUGGGCGCCCCUGUACACCGUGGUGCCGCUCCAGAUGGCCGGAGAGCUGGCGUUCUCCCCCAAAAACAAUGACACUCCGCUUGUCCUCACCGAGCGGGGCACGGUGCUGGCACCGGCCGGUGGCUUUGAGCCCACACCCAGCACCCAGGUGUUCAGGCUGGAGAUCGUGGUGACGGACCGACACGGGCACAACUGCAGCGGGGCCGUCACGGUGCAAGUGCAGCCGUCGCGCCGGCCCCGCGUCACCUUCGCCGAGUCGGCGCAGGCCGUGACGGUGCCGGAGGGCACGGGCCCCUUGGAGGUGGUGACGCGGGUCCACGCCAGCGGUGACAGCGUCCGCUACGUCAUCCUUACGCAGGCGACACCGGCGCUCUUCACCGUCGACGCAGGGAGCGGGGAGAUCCGCAGCACCUGCCGGCUGGACCUGGAGCGCUUCCCGCAGGCGGCCCACACGCAGCUGCUCGUGCAGGCCUACGAGGCGCGGGCGCCCGCCGCCGCCGCCACCAUGGCCCUCAACGUCACCGUGCGCCCGCGGAGCCGGCGGGCACCGCGCUGCGUCCCGGCACUCUACGUCUCCCAGGUGCCCGAGACGGUGCCGCCGGGCAGGACCCUGCUGGUGCUGAGGUGUGUGGGCCCUGGCGCCCUGCGCUACGAGGUCGAGGCCACCGCCGCCGCCUCGCGUGGCCUCUUCCGCAUGGAGGGGCCGCGGCUGCAGGUCAACGCCACGCUGGACUACGACUCCGAGCUUGCCGCCGCCGUGGGCUUCCAGUUCGCGGCCAGCAUCGUGGUGACGGCGGAAGGGCAGCCCCCGCGGAGCACCCGCGUGCCCGUGCUGGUGACGGUGACGCCCGUGAACGAGUACGCGCCGCAGUGCCCCAACGGCACGGCCUUCAGCGUGCCCGAGACGGCGGCCUUCGGCACGGCCGUGGGGCGCGUGGCGGGCACCGACCGCGACUACCCGCCGCACAGCAUCGAGUACGGCCUGGAGCAGAGCGCGCGCUCCGGCCAGCCCUUCUCCAUCGACGCGCACACGGGCCGGAUUUAUGUGGUGGGGCCGCUGGACUAUGGGCGGCAGAGGAGCUACCGGCUCGCGGUGAGGCUCACGGACACGCACAACGACGCGGACCCCGCGGCGCGGCGGAGCUGCCUCUGCGACGUGGCGGUGCGCGUGCAGGCCGUGCUCGGCGAGGCGCCCGUGUGCACGCCGGAGGUGCAGGAGCUGCGGAUCACAUCGAGGGCGGGCGGCCGCCAGCCUGUCACCCGCCUCGCGUGCCAGGGCGGCCGCGAGGGCGCCGCGCUGUCCUACGCCAUCGCCAGAGGCAACGAGGACGGGCGCUUCCGCAUGGAGGGCAACACCCUCCUGCACGUCCCCAAUGGCCUGGAGCAGCCCCGCACCUUCGUGCUGCUGGUGGAGGCGUGGGCCGACGCCAGCCGCCCGCGCCGCAGCGCCGUGGUCAUGCUGGUGGUGCACGUCACCCCGCAGAGCACCACGGCGCCGCCGCGGAGCGUCGCCCGGCGCUCGACGGCGCGCAAGGAGCCGCUGAUGGUGACGCGGACGGAGGCCGCGUGGAGCCCGGCCGCCUGGUUCGUGGCGGCUCUGACCGCCUCCGGCGCCCUGCUCCUGGCCGCCCUGGGCUGCGCGGCACGGGCCCUGCUGCAGAGGUGA